Messenger RNA from Micromonas commoda, 675 nucleotides. RefSeq lists its product with no specific name. The coding region runs from base 1 to 672 and encodes 223 amino acids. Gene Ontology annotation, biological process: cyclic nucleotide metabolic process. The transcript has a single exon. NCBI's taxonomy places the organism in Eukaryota, Viridiplantae, Chlorophyta, Mamiellophyceae, Mamiellales, Mamiellaceae. The record is from RefSeq and is a predicted model, not a curated record. Gene Ontology annotation, molecular function: 2',3'-cyclic-nucleotide 3'-phosphodiesterase activity.
AUGACGUCCAUCUGGAGCAUCUGGCUCGAGCCCCCGCCCGGCGGCGCGCUCGAGCAGAGAUCCUGCGAGUUCAUAAAGGCGCAGAGCGCCAGGCUCAAGCCCCACGGCGCGUCCGGGCCCUUCGCGCCUCACGUCACCCUCGUCGGCGGGUUCGAGUGCUCCCUCGAGGAGGCGCGCAAGAGGACGGUACAACUCGCGGCGGACCUCGCGCGCAUACCCGUCGCGCCGUUCGUGGACGUCACGAAGGGCGAGCGGUUUCAUCAGUGCGUGUACAUGCGGGUGGAGCCCAACGAUCAGCUGGCCACCGCGCACGCCAUCGCCGCGGAGGCGUUCGGGGUCAAGGCUGGUAACGGCGGCGGAUCUCCCUACAUGCCGCACCUGUCGCUCGUGUACGGCGACGUGCCCGAGUCGGAGAAGGACGCUUGCGUCGCGGAGGCUGCCGCACAGCUGUGCGGGGACGUGGAUGUGAUGGGGGGAUGGGAGGCGACCAACAUAUCGCUGUGGAGGACGGACGUGAGCGACGCCACGUGCGAGUCGUGGGAACGCGUGGAGCUGGUCCCUCUGCGAAAAUGCUCGCUGGUCAAGUGGGCGCGCUUCUACGAGGACUACAUCAAACGCACGCAGUCGCCGGACGGCUCGCCGCGGGACUCCCCGAGGAGCGCGGAAGGAUAGUAA